Molecule: messenger RNA, 2395 nt
Organism: Carlito syrichta (Philippine tarsier)
Lineage: Eukaryota; Metazoa; Chordata; Mammalia; Primates; Tarsiidae
Gene: COQ8B
Product: coenzyme Q8B
Exons: 15
Coding region: 270-1904 (544 amino acids)
Biological process (GO): ubiquinone biosynthetic process
Cellular component (GO): extrinsic component of mitochondrial inner membrane
Molecular function (GO): kinase activity
Source: RefSeq, a predicted model, not a curated record
UGGGCGCUGAGGUUCCGCGCGGCGCGCCAGUGGGGCCCCUCCCUACGCCCCCUGUGACUAAUCCAAUCUCCCCACAUCCUCGAGUGACCAAUUCAGCCUCCCUAGAAACCCGGGUGACGAGUCCAGCCGCGUGCCCGUGCUUCACGCUGGGGCCGGACGGGCUCUCAAAGACUUGGAGAUCCCAUAGAUGUGUGUUCGGGACCGGCCUCUACCACUUCCCAGCUGCGUUACCUGGAGCGAGUGACUUACGUUCCACUGAAUUUUCCGCGAUGUGGCAGAAUGUGGGGGGUCUACUGCGGGGGACAUGUGGACAGCUGGGCCAGACCGUUGGUUUGCCUUGUGGGGCCCUGGCGCCUGGGCCCCACUGGUGGCGGCCAUGUGGGGGUUCUUGGGCCCAAAAGAUUCAUCAGGAUGGGUCUGGGAGAGGCCUGGAUGAGGAGGACAUUCGCAGGGCACGGGAGGCCCGUCUCAAGAAGACACCCCGGCCCCAGCUGAGUGACAGUUCUCGAGAACGCAAGGUGCCUGCCUCCCGCAUCAGCCGCUUGGCCAACUUUGGGGGACUUGCUGUGGGCUUGGGGCUGGGAGCACUGGCAGAGGUGGCCAAGAAGUCCCUGCCAGGAGGACGGCUGCAGUCAGAGGGUGGCUCCCCGCUGGGCUCCAGCCCUUUCCUGUCAGAGGCCAACGCCGAGCGGAUUGUGCAGACCUUAUGUACAGUUCGGGGGGCCGCCCUCAAGGUUGGCCAGAUGCUCAGCAUCCAGGACAACAGCUUCAUCAGCCCCCAGCUGCAGCGCAUCUUUGAGCGGGUCCGCCAGAGCGCUGACUUCAUGCCCCGCUGGCAGAUGCUGAGAGUUCUCGAAGAGGAGCUUGGCAGGAACUGGCAGGCCAAGGUGGCCUCUUUGGAGGAGGUGCCCUUUGCUGCUGCCUCAAUCGGGCAGGUGCACCAGGGCAUGCUGAGGGAUGGGACGGAGGUGGCCGUGAAGAUCCAGUACCCGGGCGUUGCCCAGAGCAUCCAGAGCGAUGUCCAGAACCUGCUGGCGGUGCUCAAGCUGAGUGCAGCACUGCCUGAGGGCCUGUUUGCCGAGCAGAGCCUGCAGGCCUUGCAGCAGGAGCUGGCUUGGGAGUGUGACUACCGUCGCGAGGCAGCUUGUGCCCAGAACUUCAGACAGCUGUUGGCAGGUGACCCCUUCUUCCGGGUGCCAGCUGUGGUUAAGGAGCUGUGCACGACGCGGGUACUGGGCAUGGAACUAGCUGGAGGGGUUCCUCUGGACCAGUGCCGGGGCCUGAGCCAGGACACCCGGAACCAGAUCUGCUUCCAGCUGCUGAGGCUGUGUCUGCAGGAGCUGUUCGAGUUCAGAUUCAUGCAGACAGACCCCAACUGGGCCAACUUUCUGUAUGACGCUUCCAGCCACCAGGUGACCCUACUGGACUUUGGUGCAAGCCGGGAAUUUGGGACAGAGUUCACAGACCAUUACAUUGAGGUGGUGAAGGCUGCAGCUGAUGGAGACAGAGACCGGGUCCUGCAGGAAUCCCGGGACCUCAAAUUCCUCACAGGCUUUGAAACCAAGGCAUUCUCUGACGCCCACGUGGAGGCAGUGAUGAUCCUGGGGGAGCCCUUCGCCACCCAGGGCCCCUACGACUUUGGGGCCGGAGAUACUGCCCGCCGCAUACAGGGCCUCAUCCCAGUGCUGCUGAGACACCGCCUGCGCCCCCCUCCUGAGGAGACCUAUGCUCUGCACCGAAAGCUGGCAGGGGCUUUUCUGGCCUGCGCCCGCCUCCGCGCCCACAUUGCCUGCAGGGACCUUUUCCAAGACACCUACCACCGCUACUGGGCCAGUCGCCAGCCAGACACAGCCACUGCCAGCAGCCUCCUGACCAAAGGGGGCCUCGGGGUGGAUCCCUCAUGACAGCCUCCACGGGGAAUCCCAGCCCCAGAGCAGGCCAUCCCCUGCUAUGGUGCCUCCCAUCUCUUCCUCCUCUGUCCAGGUCUGGGGAGUCCCCUUGGGCUUUCUGGAAGUCCUGCCUAGCUCCCCUCCUUGGCCCAGGAGCUCAGGAACCCUGGAGCUAGGGAACUCCCAACUCCUCCCUACUCCAAAGUGGGCACCAGAGAACUCUAGGCCAGGGGACCAGUUAACUUAUUUCUGCCAACAUUUGAGGGAGCCCUUUGCCCCCCUGCAUGUCAUCAUGGAGAUCCAGACUCAUCUAGAGGAAGAGCCCCUCACCUCUGCCUCGGUCUCCCCUGAAAGGGGAGAGACGCUGGUUGUGGGGGCAGCCCUCACCUUUGCCUCCUUCCUUCUCGCCUCCACCAGCUGCCUUCUCCGGGAUUCCAGCCACUCAGUGUGUGGGCGGGGUAGACGUAGGGGGUUGAAUCUUCAGAAUAAAGUGGCCCUCCUCUUCC